Molecule: messenger RNA, 2607 nt
Organism: Poeciliopsis prolifica (blackstripe livebearer)
Lineage: Eukaryota; Metazoa; Chordata; Actinopteri; Cyprinodontiformes; Poeciliidae
Product: probable G-protein coupled receptor 139
Exons: 3
Coding region: 79-1167 (362 amino acids)
Biological process (GO): G protein-coupled receptor signaling pathway
Cellular component (GO): membrane
Molecular function (GO): G protein-coupled receptor activity
Source: RefSeq, a predicted model, not a curated record
UCUUUUAUGGCACUAGCACAGCUAGACGGAGCACCGCCUGAGAUCCAACAGGUAUUACAUGUAUGAAGUGGCUGAAUCAUGGAGGGAGCCAGCGCCUCUGUGUUUGUCACCGUGCAGAAAAUCUACUACCCGUUGCUUUGCAUCGUGGGUAUUCCAGCAAACCUCUUCACGUUCUAUAUGAUCUGUUUUCGUAAAUGUGGGAUGUCCAACACGGCCAUCGUUUACCUGAGCUGUCUGGCCAUUGUGGACACCUUCUACCUAGUGUGGGUUAUACUUCUGGACCUGACUUUGGCCUUUUGGACUGUGCAGCCCUUCUGGCACUCUUACCCAUGGUGUGGUAUUCUUGGAUUCCUGCAGUAUGGUUCCCUCUACAGCUCCUCCUGGAUCGUGGUGGUGUUCACCAUUGAACGCUACCUUGUCCUCAGAAGCACAGCUUCCAAACAGAAUCUUUCUCAAACAUGGGACACUAAAAUGUUCUGCACAGCUAUAGUCCUGCUGUCCCACCUGGUGUCAGUGCCAAUGGGUUGGAUCAACAUUGUCAAACCUGUAAACCUAACCGUGGACGGAGAGAACAUGACACUCCCCCGCUGUCGAUAUCGCAAUCACACCUAUUCUACAGUUAUAGUCUGGAUAGCUACCUUCCUCUCUGGAGGAAUCCCCAUUGUGCUGGUCAUCAUUUUCAACUAUCUCAUUGGGUACCAUUUGUGCCGGGCCAGCAACCUCUUCACUAAGGAGGAACGGCGCAUCAUGUACGGAAGGAACACCAGAGGUACAUUGAAAAGAACCAUUCUCAUCCUGGGAACUGUCUCUGUGGCCUUUGUCGUGCUCAGUCUUCCUCGCUUUGUCACAUACUGCAUCCUGAGGACCAGGUACAACGAUGAAAGCUUCAACAGGAACGACUACAGCAUUCCAAUCAACGUAGCCGGGGAUGUUGCUAACAUGCUCCAGAACCUCAACUCCACCACCAACUUCCUGCUCUACUGCAUGGUCAGCCACCGCUUCAGGCAGGAGCUGGUACAGGCUAUGACCUGCAAGGCAAAGGCCCGCGAGCUGAGCACUCUCCUGAGCCAUACUACAAUGAAAGUUUUUUCUGUUGUAAAUCACAAGGCUUCACUAUCCAGCAGCCCUGUGGCAGUGGUGUUAACCAGUUUGAAACAGACACAAUAGAAUAGAAUUUAAUUCCAUUGAAUGAUCUCUGUUGCUACCAUUAGGAUGCCAACGUGGAUUUUUCCUCCAAUCUUGUCCUAUCGUGAAAUAAUUUAAAUUACAAGAUGCUUGGACGUCGAGUAGACCUAAGACAAGAUGAGUGGUUGUAUCACAAUUGGAUUAUUAUAGCCAGACAGUGGCUAGAGAGACCAUCAGACUGUGAAACAGUGAGUAAAGGCCACCAGACAUUGAGCAUGCUUCAAUAACACCUGACAAAGUUUGAUGGGGUCACGCUUUGUAAUGAUGCAUACUAAUGAAGAUUGACUUAAUAUUUCUGGAUGAACUCAUAUAUCAGUUCCAACAUCGAGCCACCAUGUUGCUUGUGGGUAUAACAUGCUAGGCUAUUGAACUUCGCUUCCUGAUAUCAUGUAGACCCAAAUUCCUAAUAUCUUCAAACUUUGUCAAGUGCUAGUAUUGAAGUCUCAGACAAGCAUGUGGCACCAUCUGAAAAUCACUGAGUCCAGCAGUGUGAUUUUCACUGAUUGUUGGAGUCUUUGGCUGUCUCUUCCUGUCCUUUGAUUCUUGUUCUAGACAUGCAACCUUCAACUUCUGAAAAAUGUUGAAAGUUGCAUUAACCUCCAAACGGGUCUACUUUUCUAACCCUGACUUUUUAUACUCCAUCCUUGGUCGACAUAUGUACCAAAUUAUGUCCAAAUCAAAUCAUUUUUUGUGGAUACCUUGAUUGUUCGAUCCGAUGGUAAUUUCUUUAAUCAACCUGAAGUGUAUCACAACAUAUAUGUUUAACUGAGCUGUUUUUUAUGUGUAGUUGUAGUUUGAAAAUAUUAGCAUAAUAUGUUAAAGCAGGGCUUUUCAAAGUGUAGGGAACGCCCCGCUGCAUGAAGGGAAAGCAAGAGGAGAGGGAGAGUUCUUUAGGGACUUGAGAAAAACUUGGAAAACCAGAAAAAGUAGCUAGAAACAUUUAUCCAACUUCACCAAGCUUAUGCCAGGAGAAAAAUGAAUCAACUUUUAGAGUCUGGGACAAGCAAAAAUGAAGAAGGAAGUAUGACGAUAAUUAUUUGAUUAUGAUGUCUAGGAUCUGAAGAUGCGCCACUGCUGCAGAGAAUUUCCUUUUUGUUACAGGAAGCUACAUGAACUAUAGGCACAUGAGAGAAGUUCAUACUUUUAGCACUUUCAACAUUGUGUGGUGUGACACAAAACUAUAGCAGGUAAUCCCAAUAACAUCAAAAGGAACCUGGAACAUCUAGAAUAUGAACAGAAGAAAGUUUAUUGUUUGAGGGAGGAGCAGUUAGCUUUGCUCUCUGAAAGGGCGCACUUUGAAAACCUCUGAGCUGAAGUAUUUCUAAUUGUAACAUCUUGUGUGGUUAUUACUGUUCACCUGUGUGUUGUUAAGAGUUUAUUCAGGCUCUUGCGUGGGUCAUAGAACAUAAUAAAAGGAACUGG